Molecule: messenger RNA, 4874 nt
Organism: Physella acuta
Lineage: Eukaryota; Metazoa; Mollusca; Gastropoda; Physidae
Source: RefSeq, a predicted model, not a curated record
CCCCUACGCGAGGCUAAAUUCUCUCCCCUUCGCUGUGGACUCAGUAGCUCACUGAACGAAAAAAAAAAUUCCAUGAAUGAGAAAACAAUUUCAGCAUGUGUUAGCAGUGGUGAAUGUACGGUGGAUACUCACUCUUUCCGGCACUAUAAACCAUUUGGUCAUAACGUUUUAAGGAAGUGUUAAUAAAUAGGAGAAGGAAUAAAUAAAAAAAAGCGAUAUUUCGGAGGAGGGUGACUGUUGCUCAAAACUGGCCGAGUAUCGCAGCCUGCACAAACUGAGACUCACCUUCCAGCAGAGGUUCGCGGUGAGGUGGCUGAAGCCAGGUGGAAUUUUUGGAUGUGAUUCAGACAAGGUAACAUGCACACGGUAAUGGAUGACGUCAUCUGCACGUGCCUGACGCGCGUGUACGCUGACCACGCCGCGCGCACUGACCGGCUGACCUGCCGGCUGGAGCACGCCCUGCCCAUCCGGCACAGCUUCUUCCGGCUCAAGCGGGUACCGCACUUCCAGUCACGUGAUGACCUUCACAGCGAGCACACGCCCGCUUACCUCCCCAUUUACAGGCUAGAGAACGCCUCGCUGGAGAGCCUCUCCCAGAAAAGCAAAGCCGGCUGCCGGAGAGUCCUGAUCGAGGGCGACCUGGGCACGGGCAAGACCCUGGUCUGCCAGCGCCUGUUGCACGAGUGGGCCAAGGCCAUGCAGUUCUUCCGGCACGUCAACAUCGACAAGGCCUACAUCAGGGAGGGGGAGGGGGAGAAAAGCACGGGUCAUCAACGGCAGGCCCGCGGGGAUGGAGGGGGCGGGAAGAACCCGGCUGACCCGGGGGAGGAGAACGACGAGGAGGCGGACGGGGAUAUCCGGCGUCCGCGCCGGCAGUGGAAUUUGGAGGCGUUCGGUGCCUCGUCUUCAGAGCACGCCGCGGGUCAGAGGUUAACCGCAGGGGUCAAGGUUACCGUGAGUAAAAGUAAAAGCCACGACGAUGCGUUGAGUAAAAACUGUGACGUCAAGGAGAACGAUUCAACCGGAAGUGACGCGAAUUCCGCUAACGGAAACCACCGAUCUCGGAAAGCUCUUUUCGUGGAGCAGCAGGAAAAAGAGCAGAGCAGGAGGGCGGCGGGCGGGAACGGCUCAUCGAGGUCAAGGUCAAACGGGAGAAUGCGAAAGGGGAGCCGGAGCCGAAGCAGCGGCGAUGCUGAGAAAGACAGCGUCACCAGGAAACGGGAGAAAGCCAUCUGCGACGGCAUCCCUCAGAAGUACCUCUCCCUCCUCAACAUCGGCUCGCCCGGGGAGGGGGCGUUCGAGUCCCCGAACCGGAUGAAAGGCCCGUUCCGGGAACCGCGGCGCCAGCGGCCGUCACGGCUGACCAGCAACCUGACGGACUACAAGGCCAUGAUCUACGUGCCGUGCGUGCGCAUGUCCCUGGCGGAGAUCCUCACCAAAUGCAACAACUCCCGCGUCCGGCAUUACUACGUGGCGGCGUCCGUCUUGCUGGACCUUCUGGUUCUGAGCGACGUCCAGCAUCAGACGAUCUCCUUCGACGCGGCGUACCACUGGGUGCUGACCAACCGUGAAGACAUCUGCAUCAUCUUCGACAACAUCGACGGCUCCGACGCCUGGCAGAGGCUGAUCACCGACGCCUUCCACGACAAAGACGGGUUUGGUAAAAUGAUAGUGGCCGCUACCCCGGGGCGGAUCUCAAAACGUGACGUCGACACCCUAUUUUACUGUUACGGACUAGCCAGCGAGUACAGCAACAAGACUUUACUCUCCAGACUAAGAACGGAAGCGCCGAACGUCGUGGAUCGAAUCUCAUUCCUACUGAGUUCCAACCACAUUCAAGAACUGUUGUGUAACCCGUUAAGUUUAUCCUUGCUGACGGCGUACUUCAGAAGUGUCAAGGACGAAGAUGAUAUCCCGGAACACCUCUCGGAACUGUUGGAGAUUUUGAUACACCACGCUAUGGCGCAUGAGACGAACACUGUCCAAAACAUCACAAAAGGACGACGGACGAGAUUCUCCCUACAAGGCGUCUGCGAGACGGUUGCCUUCGAAUGUUUAGAAAACGACACGAACUAUUUCUCCAAGCAGAAAUUCCCCAAACAGUUUUGGGUCCGGCAUUUGUGCGACUGUCGUGUUCUUCACGAGGUUCACGAAAUUGCGAAUUUCGCGUCCAUUCACGACAGACCAGUGUCGCCCAUCGUCAACCCCGCCAUCACCCCCGACAGCGACUCCGUACACAGCAGCGCGUCCUCCAGUUUUGAGAUCAACUUCCACACAGACCUCACCUCCAGCACUCAAAACCUCGCCGAACAAGACAACGAAGCGUCUCCUAGCAACCGCGUUGACUCAACCGGAAACACACGACUGCAAGUACCCACAAUCCACACCGCGGGAGACCCGUCGAAAAAAAUCGCCGACCGUCCGAAAUUUUUAUCCAUCGAUACGAAAAAAUCCCCAACGAAGAUGGUGCAAACUACACAAGCAAGCGGUGAGAUCGUCUCUUUCACAAGUCGAUGUAUCCGGGAUUUUCUGGCAUCGAAGAGGGUGUGUCGGUACCUAAUGUCAGACCGGGACUGCGAGGGUUUCAUCCAGAGGCUGAUCGCCAAGCCUCAGUUCUACCCCGUCCUGCGUCUGACCGUCCGGAGCCUCUACAUCCUUGACCGCUCGGACCUCAUCCUCAACCUUCUCGACAUGCUACUCACGUCUCAAGAACUCAACGCCCAGAUUCCUUUUGGGCUCAACGCCUCUUCUCCACCUCGCGGCCCGUCCCCUCCUAAUUUCGGAGACACGGUGAUCCGGGUUCGAGUCCCGCACAAGUACAGAAUCUCCAAUUCGGACUGUCCGUUUAGGGCGAAGAAAGAAGACUUGAAACAAAGACGGUCGUCCACGUCCAUCUUGGGCACGUGUUUUGAGGGGCCGCCUUCUUUAAGUUCUUCCCCAGGAUUCAGUCGUCUGCUGAACAACACGUCAAUGCUGAGUCCCUUCACGAUCCCGCCUUCUCCAGAGGCAACUAGAGGGUACCUCGAGGACUUCAAGGAAGCGCUCAUCUGGCUGGCAGAGACUGACAACAGCGAGCCGUACAUCGGCGCCGUGUCCAACCGCUUCCCCGACACGCUGGUCAUCUCCUACCAGGACUGCCCCUCGGAGACCAUCGACCACUUCAUCUGCCUGACCAUGCGCAGCAGCCCUGUCGUCCGGGAGGUUGUGCUGUAUAUGAGCGGGUUCUACGCCCAGUGGGACCUAGGCCUGCGUUUAGCUGAAGCGUUGCAAGAGCUUAAAAAUUUAACAGUGCUGCGGAUAAGUAUGAAGUGUGUGGUGGAAACGACGUUUUUGGUGGAUUUUAUAUGCGAGUGUUUUGAGAGGAACGACCAUAUUGAAACUCUCUGUCUAGAAGGGCCGAUGAACGUAGCGGAGAAUCUCACCCCCGCUGAGCACAAGCGGGUUUUCAACACCUUCCAUGAGCAGCGAGGGUUGAAGACGCUGGUUCUCGACCACUUCAGCUACCACCAUAGGAUCAGCUACAUUUUAAGCUGCUGGCCCAACGUCAUCACCGGUCUGCAGAUCAAGCGCUCCAACGUCGACAGCGUGGCGGAGAGAAUCAACGAGAAGAUUUCCAGGUGUCCGGCGCUCGCGUCCUUGACCUUAGAGAACUGUUUCGUCCCGACGUAUUGUCUGUUCUCUAUCGUCAGCCAUAUUGCCCAACACGCCCCCGUGUUAAACAUCGUCACCAUCGAACUAACUCUUCUUUCAUCGGCGAGAAAGUUUAGCAAAAACGACGCUAAAAAAACUUACUUCCGGCCAGCCUUGACCUAUGACGUCUGCGUCGAACUAGCAAAUAUUGUUAAGAACUCCACAAGUCUCAAAAACCUUCUGCUCAGUUAUAAUGGGCUGACAGACGACAAAGCGAAAGUACUCUUGCGUUCUACUGUCGAAAGCCGAUCGCUCGCCUCCCUUGAUCUCACGGGAAACCUCAUAGGCAAUGACGUAGAGGAAGACGUCAUUCUGUUGUUGAGCAAAGCCAACCAAUUGAAAUCCUUGUUACUUGGCGACAACAACAUCACGAAAGAAACAAGGAGCGCCAUCAUUCGGGGAUCUCUAAGUCGACAUGACCUACGGCUAAGCCUCUAACAUAAAAAAAAAUUGUUUCAUGUUAACAAAUGCAAAUCGAUAAAUUUUAUUUAUCAGGAUAUACUCUAAAAAUAUACUAUUACCUUAUAUUAGUUCUCGUUGCUUAAAAAAACAACAUUUGGUUUGUUCUUAAAGAGGGGUUUCCUUCUACCUCUUUUGUCCAAAAAAAAAAAAAGGGGGGGGGGGGGUCCAUGGUUAAAGUAUAUAUUUUCUCUAAAAACAAUUUCUCUUCUAUUGGGACAGGUGUGAAAGGGGGUGGGGAAUGUGUAUACGAGCUCCAUUAAGUAGUGGUGCUUGAAAAAACAAACUGUUUAACAGAUCAAAUUUUAAAUUUACACAUUUUAACACAUAUAUAGGCCUAUUUGAAAACUGUCAACUGUAUGUGUUGAAUUCGGUGUGUGGAGUUUAGUAUAUUGGCAAUGGUGGAAUCAUGCCUAUCAUUUCCUAUUGUUGCUGAUUGUAAGGUAUAACAACGAGCAGUGGAUAUAACGGUUAUAUAUUUUAAGCUCAUGAGUUGGAGGGGUGGGAGCAGGAAUGAAACAGAAUAAUUAAUCGCAGCAUUGACAGUCAUCUUCUCUUCUGUAUGAAGUAAGAUUUAAACAUGGACCACAAACAAAAAUUACUACAAACCAAGAAACGAAACAAAAAUAUUUAACGAUUCAGUGUUUAGAUUAUCAGAAGGUAAAUGAUAGUAACAAAAUGGUAGCACGUUUUAAAGAGGCAUGAGAGAAUCUAGGACCAUAUAG